AUGAAACCUGCAAAGUUGAAGAGACAUCUAGAAACAAAACACAAGGAAUACGUGGGAAAAUCUGUUGGAUUUUUUGAAAGAAAAUGUGACGAACUGAAGAAGCACACAAUGAAGGAGGCCUCACAGUUUUUUGCACCUGGGGAAAAUGCAAAGGCUACAGAGGCUUCAUACAAGGUCUCCCUCCUGAUCGCCAAAGCAGGAAAACCUCAUUCAAUAGGUGAGAAUUUAGUUAAACCAGCUGCAAAUGUGAUGGUCAACAUAUUCUUUGGGGGAAAAGCCUGUGACAAAAUUAACAGGAUUCCUCUCUCCAAUGACACUGUUCAGCGGCGGAUAAAAUCUAUGGCUGAAAGUGUGGAAGACCAACUGGUGACACGUUUACAACAAAGUCAGUUUUUUUCACUACAGCUGGAUGAGUCCACUGAUGUGGGAAAUGAAGCCAACCUGCUGUGUUUUGUGAGAUACAUUUAUGCAGGCGGAGUACAUGAUGAAUUUCUCUUUUGUCGUUUGUUGCCGACCAACACCAGGGGAGAAGAUAUUUUUCGUUCUCUCAAUGAUUUUAUUGUGAAAAAUAACCUGGACUGGUCAAGAUGUGUCGGGAUUUGCACCGAUGGUGCAACUGCAAUGACGGGAAAACAGAAAGGGCUAGUAGCGCGUGUCCAGGCUGUAGCACCAGCUGCAGCAGCAACACACUGUUGCAUCCACCGUGAACAACUUGCCGCAAAGAAAAUGCCACAGAGCUUAAAAUCAGUUCUGGAUGAGUCUGUGAAAAUAGUCAACAUGAUCAAAGGUAAAUCUCUGAACACACGUCUUUUUAAAACUCUGUGUGAAGAAAUGGGGAGCGAACACACAAAACUCCUUUUUCACACAGAGGUUCGCUGGUUGUCGCGUGGAAAGGUUCUCACCCGGCUGUUUGAGCUGCGAGACGAGGUGAUGUUAUUCUUGCACCCCAGUAAUGAACUGCAUGACAGAAUGCAUGAUUUCCAGUGGCUUGCAAAGUUGGCAUACUUGGCUGAUAUUUUCAGCGCUCUCAAUAGUUUAAAUGUGGCGCUGCAGGGGCAAACUGUGACCAUCUUCGAUGUCCGAGACAAAAUAAAAGCCACAUGCCUGAAGAUGGAAUUGUGGUGUGACCGUCUGGAUCGCGGAGAAUUUGACAACUUUCCGACACUCGCUGAUUUUCUCCUCACUGCGGGAGAGAAUGUGGAUGAGAGCACUGUUGCAUCCUUCAAGAAACAUCUGCAAGGCCUCCACUCUCAGCUGGGAAUAUAUUUCCCAGAAUUAGAAGCAAGCUGCGAGUGGGUCAGAUAUCCAUUUGGGGACAAAACGCACAUCCAGGAAAUCAGUUCCAAGCUCUCACCGAGAGAGGCUGACAGCCUUGUGGACAUUGCAUUAGAUGGGACAUUAAAGACAACUUUCACGGAGAAAAGUUUAACUGACUUUUGGCUCUACAUCCAACCUGAGCAUCCUGAACUCUCUGACACUGCGCUAAAACUGCUGAUGCCGUUUCCAUCCACCUACAUCUGUGAAGCCGGAUUUUCUGCACUUGUUGGCCUGAAAACAAAGCAGCGCAAUCGAAUUAGUGUGAACUACGAUAUGAGACUGAAACUCUCAGAUUUGGAGCCAGAUAUUGCUUCACUUAUGGCACAGAAAAUGCAGCACCAUUCCUCACAUUAA
This is a messenger RNA of Melanotaenia boesemani (Boeseman's rainbowfish), 1671 nucleotides long. RefSeq names its product zinc finger BED domain-containing protein 5-like. Bases 1 to 1671 code for a protein of 556 amino acids. The record is from RefSeq and is a predicted model, not a curated record. Lineage: Eukaryota; Metazoa; Chordata; Actinopteri; Atheriniformes; Melanotaeniidae. The transcript has a single exon.